This is a messenger RNA of Lucilia sericata (common green bottle fly), 2454 nucleotides long. Its product is annotated as sodium-dependent nutrient amino acid transporter 1-like. Gene Ontology annotation, molecular function: L-amino acid transmembrane transporter activity. The transcript is spliced from 11 exons. NCBI's taxonomy places the organism in Eukaryota, Metazoa, Arthropoda, Insecta, Diptera, Calliphoridae. The coding region runs from base 365 to 2257 and encodes 630 amino acids. The record is from RefSeq and is a predicted model, not a curated record. Gene Ontology annotation, biological process: sodium ion transmembrane transport. Gene Ontology annotation, cellular component: membrane.
GUAGUACGGUUUAAACCUUUUAACAAUUCACUACAAUCGCCUGUUUGAAAACUAAUUGAAACGUUAUUUUUUUUUCAAAUUGAAAUUUAAAUGCGUGUUUUCGUGUUAAAUUACAAGUGUUGGAAAAAAAUAUUAUUAUUAAAACAAUUAUAAAUAUUUUAAUAAAAUGAGAAUUUUGUUAAUAAACUUAAUAAAUUGUUAAAGUUUUUUUUUUUGUGUGCCACAUAAAUUAAAGUUUAACUUAAAUGCAAAAUAAAGAAGAAAAAAAGUAUUAAAAAAAUUUUAAUUGCAACCAACCAUUAAAUUGUUUUAUUUGUGUAAAAUAAUAAAAUUAUUAAAACUUAAAUAUUAUUAACAAAAAAAAAUGGAGGUUAAAACAAAUGAAAUUAAUGGAAGAGUCACAACUACGGUUUCAAUAGAACUCACUAAUAAUGAUGAAAAAAAGUCUGAAGACAAAGUCGAUAGCGGUGGUGAUGCAGAAGGUGGUGGUAAAGAAAGAGCCAAUUGGGGUAAUGGUCUAGAGUUUCUUAUGUCCUGCAUAUCGAUGUCAGUGGGUUUGGGCAAUGUCUGGCGUUUUCCCUUUACAGCCUAUGAAAAUGGUGGUGGAGCAUUUCUUAUACCCUAUUUAGUGGUAUUAUUCUUUAUUGGUAAACCCAUGUAUUAUUUGGAAAUGAUAUUGGGACAAUUUUCUAGUAAAGGUUCGGUGAAAGUGUGGUCUAUAUGUCCAUCGUUUUUGGGUGUUGGCUAUGGUCAAGCCUUUGGCACAGUGUGUGUUAUUACCUAUUACUCCUCUCUUAUUGCUCUUACGCUGUAUUAUAUGGUGGUCUCUUGCCAAGCAAUAUUGCCCUGGACUUAUUGCCGAGAAGAAUGGGGUCUAGAUUGUUUGGAUUCAUUACCAAAACCAGAUGCAAUACAACAUCAUAAUGCUUCGCAUAAAUUAACCAGUAGUUCAGAGUUGUAUUUUACUGAAAUCGUUGCCAAAGAAAAAUUGCAAAUAGCAGAUGGUUUGGGAAUGCCGAAUUUAUAUUUAACUCUAACCUUGUUUGUUUCAUGGAUAGUUAUAUUCUUGGUCAUACGUAGGGGCGUUAAAAGUUCCGGCAAGGCGGCAUAUUUUCUGGCCAUAUUUCCCUAUUUAGUGCUGAUUGCCCUGCUAAUACGCAGUGUUACAUUAGACGGUGCCGUUGAUGGUAUUAUAUUCUUCUUAAAUCCCCAAUGGAAUGAGCUACUUAAUUUGAAGGUUUGGAAAGAAGCUGUAGUGCAAUGUUUCUUUUCGUUAGCUGUAGGUUGUGGUCCAAUUAUAAUGUUCUCAUCUUACAAUCGUUUCAACCAUCCGAUUUAUAGAGAUGCCAUGAUUGUCACUAGUUUGGAUACCGUUACCAGUAUGUUGGCUGGUAUUACCAUAUUCGGUAUUUUGGGAAAUUUAGCUCAUAAUCUUAAUAUAACCAAUAUAAAGGAGGUGGUUAAAAGUGGCACCGCUUUAGCUUUUAUUUCUUAUCCGGAUGCUAUAGCUAAAUUUCAGGCAAUACCGCAAUUGUUUGCUGUACUUUUCUUUUUUAUGUUAUUUGUCUUGGGUGUGGGCUCAAUAGUGGCUCUUCAAAGUACAAUUGUUACCAUAAUAUGUGAUCAAUAUAAAUCUUUGAAAUAUUGGGUGGUAGCCUUGAUAACUUCCAUAUGCGGUUUUCUAUUGGGUGUGGUUUAUGUGACACCGGGCGGUCAAUGGAUCUUAAAUUUAGUGGAUUUCUAUGGUGGUACUUAUGUGAUAUUUGCCUUGGCGAUAUUUGAAAUUGUUGGUGUUAUCUGGAUUUAUGGCUUACAAAAUUUCUGUGAUGAUGUAGAAUUUAUGACCCACAGAAAGGUUUCCAUGUAUUGGCGUAUCUGCUGGUCGUUUUUGACUCCCGUUAUGAUGACAAUUAUAUUUAUAUAUUCAGUAAUUACGAUAGAACCUUUAACAUAUAAGGGUAUUGAUUAUCCGGAUUCAGCAAAUGCUGCCGGUUGGAUAAUAUUUAUCAUUGGUAUUCUCCAAUUCCCCCUGUGGGGCCUCUGGUACAUUAAAAGUCAUUAUAAGGAAUCAUUUCUAACAUCGUUUGUCGUUUCCCUAAAAUCCACUGAAUAUUGGGGACCAUCAAAUCCCGAAACAAGAGCCAAAUGGUAUGCUUAUAAAACAAAUUUGGCGGAAGAGCGUCUUAGACAAAAUAGUAGUAAUAAAAUUAGUUUCUUUAAGCAAAAACUAAAUAAUGUGAUAGGAAGAACAACGUAGGAAUUGUUAAAAAGUAUUAUUAAAUAUACAUAUAUCAGGAAUUUAAAGAAUAGCUAUUUCCUAAGAUUAUUAUAUUUGUUCAAUUCACAAUCAAGUUGUAUAUUGUACCUACUAAAGUGUAGUAACAGUGAUUGUGAACAGAUCUUUGCAGAAAGUCAUAAGUUUAUGUUCUCAAUGGAAAAAAAAAUAAUCAUUUG